Andrographis paniculata is the source of this 2196-nucleotide messenger RNA. Its product is annotated as pentatricopeptide repeat-containing protein At5g44230. Gene Ontology annotation, biological process: RNA modification. The record is from RefSeq and is a predicted model, not a curated record. The coding region runs from base 234 to 2183 and encodes 649 amino acids. Gene Ontology annotation, molecular function: zinc ion binding; protein binding; RNA binding. Lineage: Eukaryota; Viridiplantae; Streptophyta; Magnoliopsida; Lamiales; Acanthaceae. The transcript has a single exon.
CUGUCAAAAGAGUGCAUUUCUUUGCUGAUCGAAGGUGAGCUUCAAUUUCAAAUCUCUGUUUACUUGAGUUCAUCGUCUCUGAUUGGAUUUGUUUGUCUGAUGUGUUGUAUUGUAUGCGAGUACCUGUCUUUCUCCUUUUGUAAUACCUGUUCAAUACAAUACAAUCAUCCAUGGUGAACAUACAUUCAAUUCAAAUGCUUCAAAACUGAAAUCCAAGUAUCGUAUCACUUGUAAUGGCUUCACUUUCUCAGAAGCAGAGGCUAAUUGCGCCCAUAAUUAGGGCUUCCAUCCCAACCGAAUUACCCUUGCCGUUCGUCCCCUUUUCUCAGCUGCAGCAAAUCAAACAAUUGGAGUCCCAAGUCAUCCGCAACCUCCAUGGCUGCACCAGCCUCGCCCAAAUCAAGGAAACCCACGCUUACAUCAUCCGGAAAUGCCUUCACCAGUCGUCUUACAUCUGCGCAAAGCUCAUUCGUAUGCUAACCAAGCUAGACGUCCCGACGCAAUCCUACGGGGCUUCCGUUUUCUCGCAGGUGAGAUACCCUAAUCCUUUCCUGUACACGGCUUUGAUCCGAGGGUAUUUGAUUGGUGGGAUGCUUCGAGAAUCAGUGCGUGUUUAUAAAUCCAUGAGGGAACACAGCGUCACUCCCGUGUCGUUCACCUUCACAGCUUUUUUGAAAAUGGCAGCGGCUGAAAUGUACGCGAAUUUGGGUGUCCAGUUUCACGGUGAGAUGUUGAAGCUAGGUGUGUUCAGCGAGGAUGUGUACGUGGGGAAUGGUUUGAUCGACAUGUACGUUAAAUGUGGGUGGGUGGAUGCUGCGCGGAAGGUGUUCGACGAAAUGCCUGAACGGGAUUUGAUCUCUAGAACGUUGCUCAUCGAUGCUUAUGCCAAGGCUGGGGAUAUGGACACUGCACGAAAGCUGUUUGACGAAUUGCCAGUGAAAGAUGCCGUGGCGAGCACGGCAAUGGUAACCGGGUUUGUACACAAUGGUAAACCGAAGGAGGCGUUGGAGUAUUUCGAGAGGAUGCAAAGUGCCCGCAUGGCUACAGAUGAGGUUGCUCUUGUAGGUGUUAUCAAUGCCUGUGCACAGCUUGGCACAGUUAAGUACGCCGAAUGGGUUAGGAAUAUUGCCGAGAGUUCUGGUUUUAACCCAACAAAAGACGUGCAAAUUGGUUCGGCACUGAUUGACAUGUAUUCCAAGUGUGGCUGUGUCGACGAGGCAUGUAAGCUCUUUAAUGUCAUGCAAGAAAAGAAUGUUUAUUCCUACAGUUCAAUGAUCCUCGGCCUUGCCAUCCAUGGACGUGCAUCUUCUGCUAUAGAGUUGUUUGAGGAGAUGCUGGCGACUGAUGUGAAGCCCAAUGGAGUGACAUUUGUCGGGGUUCUUACAGCAUGUAGUCAUGCCGGGCUAGUCGAGCAGGGUAAACGUAUAUUUCAUAGUAUGGAGGCUUGCUAUGGUGUGAAGCCUUCUGUCGAUCACUAUAGUUGUGUGGUGGAUCUUUUGGGCAGGUCCGGAAAGUUAGAGGAAGCGGCUAAAAUUGUUGAAUGUAUGCCUGUUGAGGCUAAUUCGAGUAUUUGGGGAGCACUUCUGUCGGCAUGUCGGAUAAAUGUAAAUCCUGAAGUUGCUGAAGUUGCAGCAAGGCAUCUAUUCAAGCUUGAGCCUGAAAAUAUGGGUAAUUAUAUAUUACUGGCCGAUGUUUACGCCAAGGCUGGGAAAUGGGAAGAUGUUUUGAGGAUAAGAAAACUGACGAGGAAAAAGGGCUUGAGAAAAAGUCCCGGAUAUAGCUGGGUCGAAGGAGAGAAAGGUGUUGUUCAUGAAUUCUCGGCGUGGGAUGUGAUCCAUCCGAGGUUUGGUGAAAUUAGGGAGACAUUGGAGAAACUUAUCGACAGGUUAAAGAUGAAGAAGGGUUAUGAGCCGAAUUUGGGGUCUGUGAUGUACAAUAUAAGUGAUGAAGAGAAACGAAAAAUUCUGAUUUAUCACAGUGAGAAGAUGGCUUUAGCGUAUGCAGUGAUGACAACAGAGGAUGGGUCGACCAUACGUAUAGUGAAGAAUCUUAGGAUAUGUGAGGAUUGUCAUGCGUUCAUGUGUUGCGCGUCGGGAGUUUUAGGGAGGGAGAUAAUAGUUCGCGAUAACUUGAGGUUCCAUCAUUUCUUGGAGGGGAGUUGUUCUUGUGCUAACUUUUGGUAAUUGUCGAUGAGAG